Magallana angulata is the source of this 1736-nucleotide messenger RNA. RefSeq lists its product as uncharacterized. Lineage: Eukaryota; Metazoa; Mollusca; Bivalvia; Ostreida; Ostreidae. The transcript is spliced from 7 exons. Bases 5 to 1597 code for a protein of 530 amino acids. The record is from RefSeq and is a predicted model, not a curated record. Gene Ontology annotation, molecular function: zinc ion binding.
CACGAUGGCGUCGCGCUACAUUACUUGGACGGUUCCUCAGUUGAAAAAGGAAUUGAUACAAAGAGAUGCAUCUACGCAUGGGAGAAAGACUGACCUGAUUGAAAGACUCGAGUCAUAUGACAGAAACAAGAACUUCUUGCCACCGCCUGUUCUUCUACCAGAACCUCUGGAUGUAAACUGGCCAUCAACUGGAUUUCAACAACUGAAGCCAGAUCACCAGGGACUUUUACCAGUUGUGACAAGGGAUCAAACUGAAGCCUACUUUCUUCACCGCCUUGCAGGUGAUAAUGACUCUGCAAGAAACAUAAAGGCAAUAAAGAAUGGUGAAUUGCUGUAUGAUUCUAAGAGAAUACUUGCAUGUUCAGUGCUCAUCAAGAAUGAGAUAUUCUUUACUGGAAUAGUCAGUGCAGCAAUGAAAAAUAAGGUGACAUACAACUACAAGCUUAGAUUGGAAAAGCAGUCUGGUGAUAUUUUAAGCUCACACUGUGAAUGUCCAGCAGGGAAGGGCCCAAAUGGAACAUGUAAACAUUUAGCAGCAGUCAUGGUGAUGUUGGAGAAGUUUAUUGGGCUUGGAGAGCUUACUGGCAUUGAGAAGACGUGCACUGAGAGUUUGAUGAUGUUCAAUAAACCAAAGACUUCCCAUAAAGGAUCACCUGUAAAGGUAGAAAAUCUUUCAAGAAAACGGAAAUCAGAAAACAUAUUGGAUGAUCCCCGCCCAGAGAAGAGGAAGAAUAUGGAGGGUUUUGAGGAUAGGGUCUUGAACAUCUUAGUAAACUAUACAGCAAAAUCGUCAGCAAACAUUGCCUAUCGCUACUUAUUUAAAAGAGCUGAUUUGAAGUCUGCAGUUCAUGAUCAUGAUUACCUCUCACUACCUUUUACUGAGUAUUGGGUUGAUGAAGCAAUUAAGGUGAAUGAUUUGGAGAUAAAGAAGAUAGAAGUUGCAACACGUGGGCAGACGGCUAACAAGAAAUGGUUUGGGGAGAGGACAUGGCGAUUAACUGCUUCAAGCUUUGGACAGAUAACCCACAUGACGGAGAAACGAAACAAGGAAAAACUGUGUGAAACAAUAUUUUCAUCAAAGCAGAUUAACUCCGAAGCAACAUUACAUGGGAAAAAUUAUGAACGGAAAGCUAUAAAAUGUUUUGAAUCGAAAUACAAACAAAAAGUUAAUGGAUGUGGCUUCUUCAUUUACAGACCUAAGCCAUUUCUUGGUGCUUCACCCGAUGGAGUGAUUGAUGAUAUGCAUAUUGUUGAAGUGAAAUGUCCUUACUUGGGACGAAAUGUAAAUAUUGAAUCAAAGUGUCUGAAACAUUUUAGGUAUUUAGAGGAAAUAAAUGGGGUCAUUCAACUUAAAAAAUCAUCAAAUUAUUAUGAUCAAAUUCAAGGCCAAUUACUUAUUACUGGAAGGCAAUUUUGUUAUUUUGUAGUUUACACAUUUAAAUCUUUGUUUGUGGAAAAGAUUGAAUUUGACCAGGACUAUUGCAAGUUUUGUUUGGUUCCUAAACUAGAUCUGUUUUAUAAAAAGUGGUACCGACCAUUCGUUGCGUCAAAGUUGUAUGCAAAAUUCUCGGGGAACUCUUGCAUUGCAAAGUAUUGAUUUUUAUAAACUAACCAUAUUAUUUACCAUGCAACCAGGAAACAUGUACAUGUAUUUCAUGUUAGAAUAUUUGUAACCAGAUGGUGAUGUACUGAACUGUUUGAUUUGUUUUUCAAUUUUGGUCAUGUGCUGCUUUGUU